This is a messenger RNA of Adelges cooleyi (spruce gall adelgid), 428 nucleotides long. RefSeq lists its product as uncharacterized. The transcript has 3 exons. NCBI's taxonomy places the organism in Eukaryota, Metazoa, Arthropoda, Insecta, Hemiptera, Adelgidae. Bases 42 to 374 code for a protein of 110 amino acids. The record is from RefSeq and is a predicted model, not a curated record.
AUAGUAAUCAAUUUACUGUGUCCAUCCUCGCCCGCCAUACAAUGAAUGUCAAUGGAUUGCACCUGUUAUUUGUGUUGCUAGUUAUCUGUUUGAAUGUCGUUUCGGGACAUCAGUGUCCUAAAUUUGAACCCAUGUCUAAUUUCGAUAUGGAACAAUUUUUAGGGACAUGGUACGCCAUUCAAACGACAACGACGCCACUUCGAUGUUUAGUGUAUGAUAUUACAGGAUUGGCAAACCGUAGUGAUGACGUCCACGAAACAACCAAUAACGACCAUUCGUUUGGAGAAUUGAAAGUUGAUCCGAGUUUACCAUCGAAAAUGUUUAUUUCUUUCCCUCCGAGUUUACCGUUUUAUACGUUCGGCUGGGUUGAAUGAUAAUCUUUUUGUCGUUGACCAUUUGAAAUGUAACCAUCCCAAGAACAAAUUGAG